Messenger RNA from Guillardia theta CCMP2712, 1152 nucleotides. RefSeq lists its product as hypothetical. The transcript is spliced from 9 exons. Bases 1 to 1152 code for a protein of 383 amino acids. The record is from RefSeq and is a predicted model, not a curated record. NCBI's taxonomy places the organism in Eukaryota, Cryptophyceae, Pyrenomonadales, Geminigeraceae.
AUGUCCUCCAUCGGGUCGAUGUCGAUGCAGGUCGACAGCGACGAUCUCAAGUCGGCCCUUCAGAGAGCUGGGCACCUGCUGAAGCAGUUCAUCCAGGACGACUCGCAGGCGAGCAUUCUGAUCCACAACGGCGCGAAAGGAUUGUCGGUGUGGUUGGAGGCGCCUUCCGACGCGGACAUCAAGAACAGUUUCUCCUUCAUCAAGAAAGAUGGAGCCCGUCCUGACCCUUCGAAAUUUUGGGGGCUAUCGCUGUCGUCCAUGUCUGGAGUGCCGCAGGGCAUGAAAGUUCUCACUGAAGAAGAAACUGAAAACUCCCUCAAGGAGGCAGUAGUUGCUCCGUCUGUUGCUCCCCCUCCUUCCCCCUCCGUCGCCCUCCAUCGCUCGAGCUCAGAAAAUUUUGGCGAAGCCUGGGGAUCAUCCGCGCCGCCGCCUCCGACUAUCCACAGAUCUGUGUCAGAGCCCGUGUUCAACGAGGAGCCGCGAGCGAAGGAGAAGCCGCAGGAAGUCAAGCGAGAGAAGCCGGCGAGGCCCGAGUUCGAGGGCACGUGGGCAGACGAGUCGGACGAUGACGGUCAUUUUCUCGCAAAGCUCCCGGAGCUGCCGGAGAUCAGCAAGCGAGAGGCUUCUGCUGAGGACGAGCAAAGGAUGGGAGGGGAGCAGGCAAGCAGGACAAGCCAACAGGACAGGGGAGAAGCAGCAGAUGAGGCGGACGAGGGCAGGCAAGGCAAUCGAGAUCGCAGGAGGAGAGACACACGCAAGAGGAACGACGAGCAGCCAAUGCGCGAGAGGAACGAUUUUCAACCCAACGAGUCUCGCGGAAGGGGAGGAGCAGACCGCGCGAGACGUCCACCACCAGCGAGGAGAGAGCAGAGCGACUACUCGAGCAAAGAGUCCGAGACAAGACCGAUGCACACGGGAGGAUCGUGGCAGGCGAUGAGAGCAGCGGGAAGGUACAUCCCCCCUGCCAGGCAGAACUACUACGAGGACCCUCGAGUCGCAUCGCAUGCAGAGAGGAACGGGCAGGACGGAAACGGGCUGAGGGUCACGGCGACCUCAGACGGCAGCAGACGCGUCAUCUCCUCUCAAGCUAACCAGGGGAGGCAGAACCGCACGAGAGGUAAAGAUCCGCCCUUUCCUCCCCUCCCGCCUUGA